GCCGGGAUGCCUGCACCGAGGAGGAUGCUGCUGCUGCCUGCUCUCAGCACGGCCCUGCCAGCGCCCAGGCAGCUCAGCCCUCACAGAGAUGCUGCGGGGAGCUGGCGGCUGCAGCUCCUUUGAAGUCUGAGCUAAAAAAAAGAAGGAAAGAGACAGAAGUAUAAUUGCUCUGGCACGCCUGCAUUCCUACUUCAGUCUCAGACGGGCAGGCACUCUUUCUUGUCGGAGCCUGGAAGAGGAUCCGAUCCCUGAAGAUUGUCACCACGAACGUGCGUAAGUGAAACCUGCAGCCAUGCUGAAACAGAUAUUAUCAGACAUGUACAUCGAUCCGGAGCUGCUGGCAGAACUCAGCGAGGAGCAGAAGCAGAUCCUCUUCUUCAAGAUGAGGCAGGAACAGAUCAGACGGUGGGAGGAAAGAGAAGCUGCUGCAGAAAAGAUUUCAGCAAAGAAGCCACUGCCAAGAAAAGCCAACAGGAAGUCAGUGACAUGGAAACUCGGCGCUGACAAUGAAGUGUGGGUCUGGGUGAUGGGUGAACAUCCUUCAGAUAAAUCCUAUGCAGCCAUCUGUGAAGAGAUCCAGGCACAAAGAGCAAAGCGCUUAGCGAGAGAGCAAGGCCAGGAGGGCAGAGAGACUGAAUCUUCUGCAACAUGGUCUGUACACCCACAGCCAGGACUUCCAGCUGAGACAGAUCUUCAUGGGAAUACAAAAAACACUGCGGAGAAAAAGGAGGAACAUGGGAGAAGAAUGACUGAUAUUGAUACAACAGGAAAAAGCCACGAGCUCACAAAGAGAGGAACCAGAAAUGUUCACCAGAUGCUGGCGGAUUGCCAUGCAAGGAAGCAGAGCUUCCAACAGAUGAAGGAAGCACAGAGGAAAAAUUCAGAAGAGAUCACAACCCCCCAGAGGCCAAUACCACAGAGCCACUCCAGCACAGAGAGCCAGAGAAUGCUGCAGAAAUCGGAUGAGAAUGAGCCUGAAUGGCAGGAAUUCUUGCAGAAAUCCAAGGCAGCAGAUGAGAAGAGACGCUCCCUUGCACGGCAAGCCAGAGAUGACUACAGGAGGCUUUCACUGCAGGGCAUCCACAGAGGGAAGCAGGCAGAUAUUUCCAAGGGUGCCACAGCAGGAGAUCGGCGACCACUUCAAUACCCACCUCUCCCCCCCAAGCCUAAACUUCUACCUCCUGCAACGGCAAAUGGGAGAGCAAUUAGGAAAGAGGCAGUCCAGAGGACAAUCUCCAAUUCCACAGAAGAAAACAUCAUCAAGUGGUUCAAAGAGGAGCAAUUCCCCCUCCGAGCUGGCUAUCUGAAAACCACAGACACAAUAGCACCUUGGUUCCAUGGUAUCCUAACCUCUAAGAAAGCAGAAGAGCUUCUGAAUAAAACACUACCAGGGAGUUUUCUGAUCCGGGUCAGUGAGAAAAUCAAAGGCUAUGUGCUCUCCUAUCGGUCUGUGGAAGGAUGUAAACAUUUCCUCAUUGAUGCCUCCAGUGAUUCCUACAGCUUUCUUGGAGUGGACCAGCUGCAACAUUCAACUCUGGCUGACCUUGUAGACUACCACAAGGACGAACCCAUCACUUCCUUGGGGAAGGAGCUGUUGCUUUAUCCAUGUGGCCAAGAGGACCAAGAGCCAGAUUACAUCUCUCUCUUUGAGUAAACCUCCCCAUCUCGUUGGGCAGCCCUGGACUUGUAUUCACAAAGAACUUAGAACUGGACUUGGAACUAGAGCUGCUGAUACUUACCUGAAACCAUCGGUGCCUCUAUUUUGUAUCCUUCACAACAAAGCAGUAGGAAGAUAAGUACUGUGAGCUACAGGAUGCAUCAGCCCAGCAAGCUGCAAAUCUGGAUACAUCCCACAAGAUAGAAAGAAUGAGUUGAUGAAGUAAUCAGUUGAUCAGGGAGAUAUUGCCAUGGAUUGUCAGUGGGUUUUUGUAGGUUUCUUGAGGGACUUCUGUAUUCAAGCUGCCUUUUAUUCUUGAAUGCAAGGUUCUCUGGGAAAUAGAUGAGUACCUACAGUUGAAUGAGAUUAUACCUUCCUGAAGGCACAAAACAACUUGGAGAGGUAAAUCUAUCUUGAUGUGUAAUUUGCAAAAUGUGAAGCUUAAUUCUAUAAAAUGCUGUGUCCUUGGAAGGAAGGAUGUUCAGCCAAACAUCCAAGCAAACCCUGAGUGCCUUUCAGUGAAAGGUACUCUCUGUGACAAGAGAUUUGCAUACAUGAAGAAUGCAUUUUUUAAACUCCU
Molecule: messenger RNA, 2237 nt
Organism: Camarhynchus parvulus
Lineage: Eukaryota; Metazoa; Chordata; Aves; Passeriformes; Thraupidae
Gene: SH2D4A
Product: SH2 domain containing 4A
Exons: 10
Coding region: 293-1654 (453 amino acids)
Cellular component (GO): cytoplasm
Molecular function (GO): phosphatase binding
Source: RefSeq, a predicted model, not a curated record